AUGGCCCUGAAUAAUGAAAAUAUCUCCCAUUUCUUGGCAGAGAUGUGGGAGACUACCAGGGAUAAGGCAGACUCAGAGAUUUCCUAUGUGUGCAGUAAGCAGAGAAAAAGGUUUAAGUUGAAGAAAACAUCUCAGAAGAAACAAGGAAACGCGACCUCUUCCCCAGAGCUGAUUGAAGACCUCCAGAAAGAACUCAUCUGCUCCAUCUGCAGGGACUACUUCACAAACCCAAUGACCAUUGAGUGUGGACACAGUUUUUGUCAUGGUUGUCUCAGAAGCUGGCAGGAAGCUUCAACCUCUUUCUCCUGUCCAGAGUGCAGGGGUGUCUCUCAGCUAAGGGAUUUCAAAGCCAAUGUUCGACUUGGGAAACUGGCAGCCAUUGCCAAAAAACGAAGACCUCAUUGUUUGCUACCUGAAGAACAUGGCAAGUGUGAGGUACAUCAGAAAGUGUACAAGCUGUUCUGUGAGGAUGACCAGAGCCCCAUCUGUGUAUUCUGUUCUCAAUCCCAGGAGUGUGAGGCUCACAAGCUCUGUCACAUAGAUAAGGCUGCUGAGAACUUCAGGCAGAAACUUGAAGAAACUGUGACUAAUUUGUGGAGGAAAACUGAGAACAUUGUUCAACAAAUGGCCAAUGACAAGAUUAAGUUUGCCCAGGAUAUGAAAGGAGUCUUAAACAGGAAUGCAUUUGUGCUGCAAAAGGAAACAGAACCCUUCCACAUAUGCAUGACUAGCCUUCCCAUCUCUGGAGUUAUGGAAUGGAUUUUCAAUUUUAAAGUGAACAUCACUCUGGAUUGCAACACAGCUGUUCCCGGUCUCAUCAUAUCUGAGGAUUUGAAGAGUGUGAAAUAUGGAGGUGUCCAGAAGGAAGCACCUGACAAUAAUUUUGCACAAGUCCUUGGUGCUCAGUCUUUUAUUUCAGGGAGAUAUUACUGGGAGGUGGAGGUGCCAAAUAACACUAUCUGGGGUGUUGGCAUCUGUAAAAAAUCAAAAGAGUCUCAAGACUUCUUUGUGCCUAGGACUGUACAGGUACACAAUUCCUACCACCUAUAUGCUGCAGCCCAGCAUAAUCUUUAUUCCCAAGUCCAUAUAAAAUACCGCCAGGUCAGUGUGCCCAACUUAAAGGUGGGAAUUUUCCUUGACUAUAAACAUGGAGAGAUAUCAUUUUAUCAUGUGAAAAAUAAAUAUCUAAUUUAUACUUUCCCUAUCACUUCAUUUUCAGGACCCCUCAUGCCAUUUUUCUAUCUUUCUAAGAAAGUCCUGACAAAUGAUUGCUCUCUUACAAUCUGCCCCCAAUGGAGAGAAAUCAAGAAAUAUACAUUAUUGGCCAAAUAG
This is a messenger RNA of Vombatus ursinus (common wombat), 1332 nucleotides long. RefSeq names its product E3 ubiquitin-protein ligase TRIM11-like. NCBI's taxonomy places the organism in Eukaryota, Metazoa, Chordata, Mammalia, Diprotodontia, Vombatidae. Gene Ontology annotation, molecular function: protein binding; zinc ion binding. The record is from RefSeq and is a predicted model, not a curated record.